AUGAUUUUCAGUAGCGCCCUUUUAUCUCUUUCUCUCGCAAUCCCCUUCGCUUCCGCGUAUCAUCUCGCUGUCACCGACCAAAACAGCAAAACCGUACGAGUGUUCCCUCGCGAUGCUUCAAAGUGGAACAAUGAUGCCAUCUACUGGUCCUUCACGGCCGAUGCAGGCCUAACCUGGCCCUGGGAAGACGACGUCUGGGCUGAUCUCUCCGACGUGAAGAUCCGCAAGACAGCAGACCGAGGUUUCGUGGCACUAGUUGCGGCAUCUGGAGGCAAAGUCGGCAUGAUCGAUAUCAUAGCCGGACAAGAAUCCACCGACCUGGACGACGUCAUUUGGUCGGCCACUCCGGGUGACAACCCACACUCACUCGAGCGUAUUCCCAACCUCGGUGCAUUUGUGGCUGCGAGCUCUGACCCGGGGAAAUUGACGCUCUAUGUCCCCACCGAUGCGUCCGAUGUGAACAAUUUGGACAAGAUCAAGAAGAGCCAUGAGUACAGUAUCAGCAAGGCACAUGGAGUGUUGUGGCAUAGUGAGAAGCUAUGGGCCAUUGGCGAAGAUUAUCUGUACAAGUUUGAUGUUGUUGGCAAGGGAAAGGAUAUCAAGCUGGAAAGAGAUGGAAGCCCGAUCGCUUUGCCCAAGGUCCCACAUCGCGCGAGGAAUGGCCAUGACCUCUCGGCCAGUUAUAAGGAUCCCGACGUUCUCUUGUUGACGCACACUGCUGCUGCGUACACAUACAACGUUAAGACCGGGAAGUUCAAGACGCUUAUCAAUGAGGAGAAGAUCAAGUCAUUGGUACAGGCCUCGUCGGGUGAAUAUGCUUGGAUCAAGGGUGAGAAGAAUGAGAUGGGGCAGUAUGUGUCGUUCAGCGAUGAGAGUGCACCAGGUACCGUAACAGACAAGAGGGGAUGGGGCGAUGCGGAGUUCUACAAGGCGAAGAUCUUCGACCCGGACUAUGAGUGA
Molecule: messenger RNA, 960 nt
Organism: Penicillium argentinense
Lineage: Eukaryota; Fungi; Ascomycota; Eurotiomycetes; Eurotiales; Aspergillaceae
Exons: 1
Coding region: 1-960 (319 amino acids)
Source: RefSeq, a predicted model, not a curated record